AUGCAACGAGUUCCUCAAAACACUGUAAAAGAGACCUUGGUCAGAGUAGUGAUACCCAAAUAGUCAUCUCAACCUAACAUUUAUCCAGAAUAAAAUAAUUUCUUUCAUAUUCCUCCUAAGUUUCAACAAUCGCGUUUGACCAUCAAACAACCUGUGUCCACUUCCAAAUCGAUUGAAGAGAAACGCUACAAAUAACCCAAAAACAACUUCUCAGAAAACACCAAUAAUCGCACCAAUUGUAGCUCCAAAAGUCGUGUAAUGGGCACCAUGUAAUUUGAAGACGAUUCUCUUCAAUCCUCGCAAAAUGGCUAGAAAUUAAGGAAGAUUGUUGGUGAUAGUCAUUUGUUCUCAACAACUUUACUUUAGCAACUAUCCAAAUAGAAUCUAAAUACCAAUCUCACUAAUGAUUCUUAAAGUCCAGCACAAAGGAAACCUAAAAAUCAGGAACUGCAUAAUCUUAACACUUAAAUUCAAUCGAUCAUCAUCAAGAAAAAAUAUCAUUCAAAAUGGGAAAUCUAUAAAGAAUAAUUAUUCAAAUAAAGCAAUCUAUUACAUGUGUACAAACAUCAAUUCAUCCAAUCUACUCCUAUCAAUGACAUCUCUAUUAGAAUUAUCAAUAAUUUAUUUGAAAUGAUGAACAAUAUAUCAAUUGAGAUAUUGUGCGAAUAAGAAUCUAAGUUCAACGAAAUCAUUGACAAAAUCAAUCGAGAAAAGGAAUUAUGUCUAAACAAUUACAAAGUUAUUGAAAAAGAAAGAGAUCUCUUGAUUGAUUCAAUUAAUCAACUUAAAUCAUCGAAAUAAUAAUAAUCAACUAAUGCCAUCAAUACCAUUAAUGCAAUUAACCCGAUUCAAAUUGAUAGUGAGGAUACUGUCUAAUUGAAAGAGAUACAGAUUAAAUUACAAGAAAUGAGUGAGAAAGAAGCCAAGUUAAUCAAAUUAGUUUUAGCGAUCAAGAGAAGUGGGAUUGACAUUGAAAAAAUAUAUAAUGAAGAAGUGCUUAAUGAUGAAAGUGUCCUAGAAUCAGAGGAUAAGUUGCAAGGAUUUUAACAACAUAAUUUUGAAAGAAAUGACAAUGAUGCUGAUAAUUCUAUUGUAAAUGAUUCUGAUGAAUCUAGUUUUUGCUUUCUUAACAGAUUUGAGAAUGAUUCCAUUUUGGAGAGUGUGAGGAAAUUUCAAUACAAAAAUCUCGAAAUUAAAACCAAUAGUGUUAAAUUCAAAUUAGAUCUAUCAAAUUUGCAAUCAAAAUCUUAAUCUAAUAAUCAAAUAAGACAAUAAAAUAAUAAAUCAUAGACAAUAUAAGUACAUCAAUCAAAGCUUAAGGUACCAGUUAAUUAGGGUUCUGUUGGCUUUCAUUAGGAAUUCAUGUCAAGAAUAAAUGAAUUUUCUGAAAGUUGGAGAAUUUAAGCCUUAAAGGAUGAAAAAAAGAAUAAAUCUUGA
Molecule: messenger RNA, 1437 nt
Organism: Paramecium tetraurelia
Lineage: Eukaryota; Ciliophora; Oligohymenophorea; Peniculida; Parameciidae
Exons: 2
Source: RefSeq, a predicted model, not a curated record